This is a messenger RNA of Tachysurus vachellii, 1459 nucleotides long. It is a transcript of the gene ldhba, whose product is annotated as lactate dehydrogenase Ba. Gene Ontology annotation, cellular component: cytoplasm. Gene Ontology annotation, molecular function: L-lactate dehydrogenase (NAD+) activity. The transcript has 8 exons. Lineage: Eukaryota; Metazoa; Chordata; Actinopteri; Siluriformes; Bagridae. Gene Ontology annotation, biological process: carboxylic acid metabolic process. The coding region runs from base 165 to 1169 and encodes 334 amino acids. The record is from RefSeq and is a predicted model, not a curated record.
CUUUAUCGCGGAAGCUGACGUCACUGAGCGCGCGUGCACGCGCCCUUCAACCCACAUAUUACAUCCUCCUUCUUCUGCCAUCAGAACAUCUCAGAUCCGCUCAGCAAACCGCUUCACGCACCGUCGAGGACGCAGAGACAUUUCACACCCUCACACCUGAUAUCAUGGCUUCAGUCCUGGAGAAACUCAUCACCUCUCUGAGCAGCGGCCCGGCUGAACCUCCCACCAACAAGGUGACUGUGGUGGGAGUGGGGCAAGUGGGCAUGGCCUGCGCUGUUAGCAUCCUGCUCAAGGACCUGUGUGACGAGCUGGCGCUGGUCGACGUGCUCGAGGACAAACUGAAAGGAGAGAUGAUGGACCUGCAGCAUGGCAGCCUCUUCCUCAAGACCCAUAAGAUCAUCGCCGAUAAGGACUACUCUGUGACGGCCAACUCUCGCAUCGUCGUGGUGACGGCCGGCGUCCGUCAGCAGGAGGGCGAAAGCCGCCUCAACCUGGUGCAGAGGAACGUCAACAUCUUCAAGCACAUCAUCCCUCAGAUCGUCAAACACAGUCCCAACUGCAUCCUCAUCGUCGUCUCCAACCCGGUGGACAUCAUGACGUACGUGACGUGGAAGCUCAGCGGCCUUCCCAAGCACCGCGUCAUCGGCAGCGGCACCAACCUGGACACGGCUCGGUUCCGCUUCAUCAUGGCCGAGAAGCUGGGCAUCCACGCCAGCAGCUUCAACGGCUACGUCCUGGGAGAACACGGAGACUCCAGUGUGCCUGUAUGGAGCGGCGCUAACGUCGCCGGAGUGAACCUGCAGAAGCUCAACCCGGCCAUCGGGACCGAUGCGGACAGCGAGAACUGGAAGGAGGCUCACAAGAUGGUGGUGGACAGUGCCUAUGAGGUGAUUAAGCUGAAGGGUUACACUAACUGGGCCAUUGGAAUGAGCGUCGCUGAUCUGACUGAGAGCCUGGUGAAGAACCUGAGCAGAGUCCAUCCUGUCUCCACCAUGGUCAAGGGCAUGUACGGGAUCGGUGAUGAGGUUUAUCUCAGCCUGCCCUGCGUCCUGAACUCCAGCGGUGUGACCAGUGUGAUCAACAUGACCCUGAGUGACGGUGAGGUCGGGCAGCUCAGGAAGAGCGCUGACACUCUGUGGAACAUCCAGAAAGACCUGAAGGACCUGUGAAGUCCUCCUGUAGCGGCCAAACACACAGACACACACUUCUAACACCCCCACUUAACACAUAGAUGUAGGAAGUGGAUAUAUUUUUGUGUUUUUCACUUUCAUUGUUUAAGCUCUGAAUCCUUUCUUUCCUUCUGUGGCGUGAAUAACGUUCUGUAACGUCAGUUUUUCACAAAUCUAUAGAAGCGAAGGAGUUUUGUAGUCUUUCUGGAACCAGACUGAAAUAUAGCGAUAUAUUUCCCUAAAAAACUAAAUCUGAGUCAAAAAUAAAUACAUCAUUCAUUAAAUCCUAA